AUAUAAUGUUUUUGGGCUCCUCCUCCGUUUAGUAAUCGAGAUUUUGAAUUAAUUUUUGAACAAUACAAGAUAUUUUUAAAUAAAUAAAAUGAGCGAUUAUAGCAGCGACGAAAACGACGAUUAUGUUUUGUACAAAAACAGGCCGGAAUGGAGUGAUAUUACGCCAUUAGCACAGGACGAUAACGAAGAGCCCAUUGUUGCUAUCGAUUAUACCGAGAAUUUCAAGGAUUGCUACGAUUAUUUCCGAGCGAUCGUGCAAAAGAAAGAAAUAUCGGAGAGGGCUUUGGAAUUGACACAAACAGCUGCCAAUUUAAACCCAGCCAACUACACAGUAUGGCAAUACAGACGAGACAUUCUCAAAGGACUCGACAAGGACCUGCACGAGGAGCUCGAAUUCGUCGAGAAAAUCAUCCUGAAACAGUCCAAAAACUACCAAGUCUGGCACCACCGCAAAGUCCUCGUCGAAUGGCUGAAGGACCCUUCCAAAGAGAAAUAUCUCACGGAACAUGUCCUUUCCAAGGACGCCAAGAACUAUCACGCCUGGCAACACCGGCAAUGGGUCAUUAAAACAUUCAAAUUGUACGAUGGCGAGUUGGAUUACGUGGAUCUACUGCUAAAAGACGAUAUACGCAACAAUUCCGCUUGGAACCAACGGUACUUUGUUAUAAACAACACCACCGGUUUCACCGAGGAGGUUCUACGACAGGAAAUCGAGUACACCCUGUCCCGCAUAAGAGAGAUCACCGAAAACGAGAGCGCCUGGAAUUAUCUCAGAGGGUUGUUGUUGCACGACAAGGCGGGCUUGAGCAACAACACGACGGUGAAGGCGUUCGUGGAGGAGUUGUACGAAUCGAACAACAGAUCGCCAUUUUUGCUGGCCAUUAUAGUGGACAUGUGCUUGGAGCAAGUAGGCGCUGGCGGGGGAGAUUCGAAUUAUAGCGCGAAGAGGGCCGUGGAAUUGUGUAAGGAUUUAAUGGAGAAAUUCGAUACGGUUCGAGCGAAUUAUUGGCAACACAUGCUGGAUAGUAUCGGGAGUGAGUCCGGUGAAGGAACUAGCGGAAAUUGAGGUUAGGUAAUUAUUUACAGUGUAAUUGGAUGUAUUAUGAGCUGAAACGAUUUGUAAACUGAUCGUUUUUAAUGCAGUUGUGCGGUUAAUUUAUUUUUGUUGCGGAUGGUUAGAUUUCUUCGUGCAGAUUGAUGAUUCGUUCGUACAAAAUAAAGAUCCAUUCCAAUCUCAUUUAAUUUAAUUAAAAUGUAAAUAAAAAACAUCUUCAAAUGUCCCUAAAAUAACUUUAAUAAUAAUAGAGAUUAUCAAUUUAACGCGCCCUGUAUAAUAAUUACACAAAGCACACUGAACGUAUUAUGUAAAUUUAUAAUUUAAAAUAAUCUGGUUGAAUAAAGAGUAAGGAAAGGGCCCCUCGAUGCCAAAAUAGUGUACGGAGGGUGGUUGGAAAAUUAAAAUGAUUUUUUUUGAAAAAACAAAUAGCACGAUUUUCCUAAUCGUGGGACACCUUGUAUAUAAAAAAAUGCUUAUAAUUUAAGAAUGAAUUAAAAUUAAAUCAAAAACUUAUACAUACAGUAAAAUUCUAUAAAAUAUAUCAGUAAUCGAAUAAUAAUAAUCAUUAAAUCAAUUCCACAACAAAAUGUGUGAAAAAAGAUUUAAUAUUCCUUCUAAUUCCUCUCUAAAGCUAUUCCUUCGUUUCUUCUUCUUCUUCGUUUUCUUCGUCUUCUUCCUCCUCCCAAUCGUCCAUUAAUUUAUUGACGUUCUGUACCGCUUCGACUUGCUUCGAUUUCUCUUCCACUGGCAAUUCCUAAAAUUCCAUAAUUAAUCAAUCGAAAAUUCUCGAUUUUUAAUUAUCUACGAGGGCAGGGCGAAAAGUUCUCGAGCUAGAUCAUUUCAAACAGUCUAACUUUCUAGAUAGCUCCUGAAUCAAUCAGAACUGUGUACAGCGCUUCAGAACCAUUUAGAACAGUCUAGAACAAAUCUAGAACGCCCCAGAAUCAAUUAGAACCGCCUCGAACCAAAUAUUUCGACCUAACGAAGAGAUCAAUGUAAUUUUUCAACCGAAAAUCGCGCUCUUUCAUUUCUCCGUUUUUCACCUCACCCUCGCACAUACUAUACAGCAUGUCCCAAAUAAAACGUCGAGCCGUAACACCGCUACGGGACAUCCUGUAUAAUCUAAAAUAAAAAAUACCCUUGGGUAGUUACCCGAGAUUCCGCCUCAGCGCUUUUGUCCCCUUCCUGCGAAUCCGUAUCGUCCCAAUCGUCCAAAAUAGUCUUAUUAAUAUCAUCCGCAGGAUCUUUCGCCUGUGAAUCCCGCGAUAUAACAUUCGAUUCUACUUCUUUUCCGUCUCGUUCUUCUUCUUGUUCUUUCUGAUCCGUUUCAUACGCUACUUGAUUGUCUGCAAAAUACAUUUAAUAGAAAUGCGUUUUUAUUAAUGUAUGAAAUCCUCCAACCUGAUCCAACGGAAGGUUCGGGUUCUUCCGAGACGAUUUCCUCUCGCUUAUCCUCUUCUUUUUCGGCUUUUCCAUCGACCUCCAUCGCCUCAUCCAGAUCUCCCGCGAUCUCCUGAACCUCUUCCACGAUCUCCUGAGCCUCGUGCAGAUCUGCGAUCUCCUGAGCCUCUUCCACCACCUCCGGAAGCUUCUCAGAACACUGGGUAUCAGACUGUGGAGGAGCCACGUCGAUUCCUCGAGAUUGCUCAUCCGUUGUUUCCACAACUUGCUACACAUUUAUUUUACCAGUUAAUAUGUAAAAUACACCAAAAAAAAUCUCACCUUUGCAUCACUCUCUUCACCGUCUCCCGCCUUGUUUUCAUCGUCUUCAUCGACUUCCAUCGUUUCCUCCCCGUUUUGGACGUCAUCUUCGCGGGUAGCGGUCUCACCCAGGUCGCGGUGCUCGUCCUCCCGGGAGAUUUCUAUGUGCGGAUGUGCCUCCAUCAGCGAACUGGAGGCCUCCAUCUCCAAGGCGUCGCCGCCGGGCGCCUCCUCGAGCUCCAACGAGCCGCCGCCGCCGCCGGUGAGGUCCGGCAUGCUCUUGAAGCCGCCCGCGGGCGCUCCGGCGGCGUAGAAGGGCUCCGACUCGUCCUUGAGCCCCGUGGUUUGAUUGUCGAUCUCGCGCUGGAUCAUCUCGAUGGAUUCGAUGGGCGAAUCACCCGGAUUCGCCACGAGGAUCUGGUUGGCCGUGGAAGUUGCGGAGAUGGGAGGGCCGUUGCGGAUUUCUAGCAGGCCGGUCUGGGAGUUUACCAUCAGAUUGCC
Phyllotreta striolata is the source of this 3259-nucleotide messenger RNA. NCBI's taxonomy places the organism in Eukaryota, Metazoa, Arthropoda, Insecta, Coleoptera, Chrysomelidae. The record is from the annotation of a GenBank genome assembly.